Leopardus geoffroyi (Geoffroy's cat) is the source of this 3520-nucleotide messenger RNA. RefSeq names its product sodium channel epithelial 1 subunit alpha (gene SCNN1A). Gene Ontology annotation, cellular component: membrane. Lineage: Eukaryota; Metazoa; Chordata; Mammalia; Carnivora; Felidae. The transcript is spliced from 15 exons. The record is from RefSeq and is a predicted model, not a curated record. The coding region runs from base 1483 to 3420 and encodes 645 amino acids. Gene Ontology annotation, biological process: sodium ion transmembrane transport. Gene Ontology annotation, molecular function: ligand-gated sodium channel activity.
CCUGGCUGGGAGGGGAGGACCGCUAGGUGGGAAUGGGCCACAGAGCCAGUGGACAGUGCCCAGAUGGGCCUCCGAGAGCAGGGCAGAGCUGACUCGGAACAGAGGGAGAGCCGGAGCUGGGUCCAGCCGGGUGCCAGAUCUCAAAAGUGGAAGGGCCUGUGAACGGCAGACACGGAGAGCGCAGACACCCGCUGAGGCCCACGGCCAGCCAGCUGCAGCAUCUGGGAACCAGAAGUCCCAGUUGGCAUCCAUCUGGACUCCUGGGGGUUCCUGCCCCGUUGUGUGACUUUUAAAGAUAAGCUGCAGAGGAAUAACAAGCCAGCCAGCCCUUCCGUCCCCUGAUCCACCCCAGUGCACACACUAGUGGGCACAGGUCAUCUACAAGACACUGCAGAGAGUGCUGUGGCCUCUGCUCCCCUGUCCUUUGACGACAGAGGACCACGUAGACCAAAUUCCCCAUGAAUAGGGGUGGCUGCACCGGAGCUGGGUAGCCACAGUCUUCAGUCCCAGUUUCCUCACCCAGGAAGGAGCCUCUGAAUCCUUCUGAACUGGAGGAAGCUGAGAGACCACCAGUCCAGCCGCUUUGCCUUAAUCGUGAGAAGAUGGAGGCUGAGGGUGCCACAUAGAGAGAGACCAGGAUUCCGGGGGGCUUGGUCUAGUCCCUGCCCGCUUUCUUCCCACCAUUUCCCGGCAACCCGUUAACAACAGCCCCUGCCAUGCCCCCUUAUGCCAGGCUCUCUGGUCUUCAAGUUGCUGUGCUCCUGGCGAAUUCCCACCCGUCCUUGAGGCUCGCACGGGUUCUGGGAUACACCCCCACCCCAGGCUGCACAGAUGCCACACAGACAGCGGUCUGGGCUUAUUCUUUCCCACCUCACCAGGCUGUGAGCUGUGCAAUGGCCUAGACUGGAUCUUUAGGACUGGGUCUCAGUGCUUGGCCGAGUCUGGCCCAUACCAAGUACAUGUUUAUGGAAUAAACGAUGAUGCCUUGUCCACAUCACAUAGCCAGUCUGCGGCAGGACUAGCCUAGACUCCAGAGUUCCCGAUUUCUGGGUCCCAAGCUCAUUCCUGCCUGAGUUUAGAUAUUUCACUCUCCUCUCCUGGUGCAGACCUCAGACCUGUACUCUGCAGGCAAAUGUUUAUAUGGACGGUCCCAGGCAGCCCGGAAGGGGAAGAAAUACCAGAGGAGCACACCCUGCUCAGGGCUGCCACUCUUUCCAAGUCCAGGGAAUUGGGGGCUGAGACUGGACUCACCACUGAGCUCUUCAAUACAUACAGAACAUUUCCUGCACUUGAAAAGACUCCUGCUUCACAGAGGCCACAGGAGACCUUCUGCCCUAAGAGGAAGCCGCAGGGCCCAGCUGCACCCUGAGUUUGGAGUACCCCGCUUCCCUCUUACUUGUCUGGCACACCCCUUGGUGUUCCUCAAGACCCAGCUGAGAUGUGACCUUCUCCAGGAAGCCUUCCUGAGUCUCCUCAGGGCUCAUGAAAGGAGAGCAGCAUGAGGAGCAGGGGCUGGGCCCCGACCCUGCGGCACCCCCGCAGCCCAAAGAGGAGGAGGAGGCCCUGAUCGAGUUCCACCGCUCCUACCGAGACCUCUUCCAGUUCUUCUGCAACAACACCACCAUCCACGGUGCCAUCCGCCUGGUGUGCUCCCAGCACAACCGCAUGAAGACGGCCUUCUGGGCUGUGCUCUGGCUCUGUGCCUUCGGCAUGAUGUACUGGCAGUUCGGCCAGCUGUUCGGGGAGUACUUCAGCUACCCCGUCAGCCUCAACAUCAACCUCAACUCGGACAAGCUCGUCUUCCCCGCUGUCACCAUCUGCACCCUCAAUCCCUACAGGUACACGCAAAUUAAAGAGGAGCUGGAGGAGCUGGACCGCAUCACAGAGCAGACGCUCUACGACCUGUACAAAUACAACUCCUCCAGCACCCUGGGGACCCACCCCCGCGGUCGUCGCGACUUGCGGGAGCCCUGGCCGCACCCCCUGCAGCGCCUGUGGGCCCCGGCCCCGCCCCCCGGGGCCCGCGGAGUCCGCAGCGCCGCCUCCAGCGUGCGGGACAAUAACCCCCAAGUGAACAGGAAGGACUGGAAGGUCGGCUUCCAAUUGUGCAACCGGAACAAAUCGGACUGCUUUUACCAGACGUACUCGUCAGGGGUGGAUGCAGUGAGGGAGUGGUACCGUUUCCACUACAUCAACAUUCUUUCUCGACUGCGGGACACUUCUCCAUCCUCGGAGGAGGACAUGCUGGACAACUUCAUCUUUGCCUGUCGCUUCAACCAGGCCUCCUGCAAUCAGGCGAAUUACUCCCACUUUCACCACCCGAUAUAUGGGAACUGCUACACUUUCAAUGGCAAGAACAACUCUAACCUCUGGAUGUCUUCCAUGCCUGGGAUCAAAAAUGGUCUGUCCCUGACGCUGCGCACAGAGCAGAAUGACUUCAUCCCGCUGCUGUCCACAGUGACCGGGGCCAGGGUCAUGGUGCAUGGGCAGGAUGAGCCUGCCUUCAUGGACGAUGGCGGCUUUAACUUGAGGCCUGGUGUGGAGACCUCCAUCAGUAUGAGGAAGGAAGCCCUGGACAGACUUGGGGGCGACUAUGGUGACUGUACCAAGAAUGGCAGUGAAGUCCCCGUGGAGAACCUUUAUCUUACCAAGUAUACACAGCAGGUGUGUAUCCACUCAUGCUUCCAGGACAGCAUGAUCAAGGAGUGUGGCUGUGCCUACAUCUUCUAUCCGUUGCCCAAGAACGCGGAGUUCUGUGACUACAGGAAGCAUAAUUCCUGGGGUUACUGUUACUAUAAGCUCCAGGAUGCCUUUUCCUCAGACCGCCUGGGAUGUUUCACCAAGUGCCGGAAGCCGUGCAGUGUGACCAGCUACCAGCUCUCUGCUGGUUACUCACGAUGGCCCUCAGUGACAUCCCAGGACUGGAUCUUCCAGAUGCUAUCCCGACAGAACAAUUAUACUAUCAACAACAAAAGAAAUGGGGUCGCCAAACUCAACAUCUUCUUCAAGGAGCUGAACUACAAAACCAAUUCUGAGUCUCCCUCUGUCACGAUGGCCACUCUCCUGUCCAACCUGGGCAGCCAGUGGAGCCUGUGGUUCGGCUCCUCGGUGCUGUCUGUGGUGGAGAUGGCUGAACUCAUCUUUGACCUCCUGGUCAUCACGUUCCUCAUGCUGCUCCGGAGGUUCCGAAGCCGAUACUGGUCUCCAGGCCGAGGGGGCAGGGGUGCCCAGGAAGUGGCCUCCACUCCAGCUUCUUCCCUCCCGUCCCAUUUCUGCCCUCGCUCCACAUCCCCACCAGGCCCUGCUACCUCCCCGGCCUUGAUGGCCCCUCCGCCUGCCUAUGCCACUCUGGGUCCCUGCCCAUCUCCAUCCAACUUGGUGGAGGCCAGCUCCUCUGCCUAUACUCUGGGGGAGCCUUGAGAGGGAAGGAAAGUGCCCUCCCCUCCCAAGGCAGGCGCUUCCCCUGGUGGGAGGGGAGCAGGCUUGGCAGGAUUAAAGAAUGUCUUGGGACUUCCUCUCA